Molecule: messenger RNA, 786 nt
Organism: Scylla paramamosain (green mud crab)
Lineage: Eukaryota; Metazoa; Arthropoda; Malacostraca; Decapoda; Portunidae
Exons: 4
Coding region: 1-786 (261 amino acids)
Source: RefSeq, a predicted model, not a curated record
AUGGAGUGGGCCAACGGGGACAUCCGCGUCGGUACGGGGCGUGCCCCGCCCCGCCCCAAGGUGCACGAGACCGUGGUCGACAUGCACGGCUACCCGCCCGCCCGCGACUACCCGCCCCAGACCCACCUGGACUACGGCUCGGUGGGCGUGCCGCGGGCCGAGUGCACGCCCAAGCACUGCGGGUACGGCGGCCCGCCCACCAGCGGCCACCACCCGUAUGGCAUCACGCACCCCAACUACCAGACUUCAGGCUCAGCCCCGGGGGCGGCUCCCCCUAUCCGGGCGAGCGCCCGAGUGUCCGGGGGCGCGGCGUGUGAGUACCGGCCCGCCUGCUACUCCUCCGCCGACCGUCCGCCCCGCACCGACCUGGGGCCGCCCCCGGACAUCCACCCCGAAGUGCGGCCCGCCGAGGCGCGGCCGCCGCCCGACGUGCACCGCGACGUGCCGCCGGAACUGCGUCAGGAGGCGCGGCCCGAGUGCUACGAGGCGCGCGGCGGCCGCAGCCACCACGCCAGCCACUGCGACCUGCGGGAGUUCCAGGAGUGGCGGGAGCUGCGCGGCUCCAGGGAGUCCGUGGGCACGCUGCCGCCAGAGCUAGAGUCACACCUGCGGGAGUGCCGCUGCCCCUGCGACCACCUGGGCUACGGCAACUACCAGCUUCCUCACCCGCCACUCACGCCGCCAGGCACCCGCGCCGACACCUCCACACCCUACACGCCCUUCCGCCACCCCACGCCCCAUCCCCCACCCCCCUCGCUGCCUCCCUCCACCCACUCAGCCUACUGA